GAGGAGGAGAGAAGCAGGAAGAGAAGAGCGGGAGGCGAGAGAGAGAGAGAGAGAGAGAGAGAGAGAGAGAGAGAGAGAGAGAGAGAACCGGAGGAGGAGAGAAGCAGGAAGAGAAGUGUGAGAGGAGAGAGAGAGCUAUGAUAGGCACACCUCUGCAGAGGAAAGCCCCAGCAUCAUCAGAGAUGGCUGAGGCCGAACUUCACAAGGAAAGGCUCCAAGCCCUCGCGGAGAAAAGGAAAAGACAGUCAGAGAUUGAAGACAAGAGGAGACAGCUGGACGACCUGGUGCUGCAGCUACAACAUCUCAAGUCUAAAGCCAUGAGAGAGCGUUGGCUCCUACAAGACACGCCCCCUGGAACUAACGACGAAGACGAUGGUCGAAGAAGACAGCUGGAGAAGGACGAAGUGCAGGGGAAGAGACUGGAGGACACUAUUCAUAGGUUGGAGUCAGAGAUUGGUCUGUUGGAGAGCGAGGAGUGUCAGAUCUCAGCUAAAGAACAGAUCCUCAGAGAGAGACUGAAGAGGACUGAGAGGUCCAUAGAAGACCUACAGAGAAGUCUUCAGAAUGAACAUGAUGCUGUGAGUAACGCCAGUCCCCAGCUCCCCAACCAGCUCCCCAACCAGCCAGACAUCAGAGACUCCUCCACCACCUCUCCUCACCGGGCCCCAGCCUCAGCAGCACCUGCCUUCGGUGAGCACCCAAGGAAACCUGCGAUGUACGCCAUGGAGAUCAACGUGGAGAAGGACAGGAAGACGGGUGACACCAGGAUCCUGUCAGCGUCUUCCGUCAGCCCAGACGAGGUGCCCCAGCGCGGGGUCAAGGUCUUCGACGACGGCCGGAAGGUCGUCUACGAGGUCCGCUCGGGGGGGUCCACCACCCUGGAGAAUGGGGUUCACCCUUGGAGUUCCCAACAGGUGGACGAGCUGAUGCAGCGGGUCGGGGUGCCAGCCGGCCAGGCCGACGGGGGUAAGGCUAAGGUUACUGUCACCCCUGUUGGCACUGGUGACACCAAAACCUCCCCCAGCUCCGCUGACCGCACUGAUGAGCUCCCUACCACCUACACCACCCCCCCAGCCAUCCGUAGCCCUACCACCAUGGCCCACAAGGUGCCCCAAGCUACAGGCGCCCCUAUCACCAGCCAGCCUCCACCCCGUCGGGAGGUGACCUACGAGGGGGAGGUGAUAGAGGCUCCACAGGCAACGGCGGAGAAGCCAGUCACUAUGAUCUUCAUGGGCUACCAUAAUGUAGACGACCAGGAUGAAACCAAGAGGCUGCUGGGAUUCGACGGCACCAUCAAGGCUGAAAUCGUCCUGAUCGAUGACGAUGACGAGAAGUCGUUACGGGAGAAAACGGUCACCGACGGUUACUCCGUAAUCGACGGCAACGCCGCCGACCUGGUGUCCGGCGCCCGGCCGCUCAGCGACACCACCGACCUGUCGUCGGAGGGGAAGGACGAGAGCCCUGCCACGGCCACCAAGGAACUCCCCUCCCCAGCAGGUAAAGGACAGACUCCUCAAGUAACCAUGACUACAGGAAACAGUAUCGUGUCUAAACCAGCCACCACUGCUAUGAAAUCCUCCAAGGCAUCAGAGGAUGCCAGUGAUGAUCUGAAGAGAGACAGAACGGAGAGAAAGAGCGUCAGUUUCCUCGACUCUGUCAGUGUGAUCUCAGCGGGCGGAGGAGACAGCAGUACCACCACCAGCACCAUGGAGGUGGACGCCCACCCUGAGAGCUGCUACCCCAGCCAAGGGCUCAACGGCCAGGGCAAAAAACACCAGACCCAGCCCCUGGACACAGAGGUGGCCCAGGAGAUAGCCUACCUGGAUGAGGUGUUGGAGGCUAACUGCUGCGACCCAGAGGUUGAUACCAUGCCAUUGCCCUCUAACGGGACAGCGAAACCUGAGAGAGACCCCCGGGAGGUCAGUAUUGACGGAACUGGGCCGUCCGUCCACGUCUCCAACACAGACACACAAUCCCCACAGACCAACCAUGAGGUCAUAGUAGAGGACAGGAAGCAGACCACCUUCAUAGACCACCAGGAAGUCAAUAGCACCAGCAACUCCAAACCCGACGGCCACUCUGGCCCAAUGGGAGAGCAUGAGAACUACAGGAACCAGGGAGGAGAGACAACACCCCCCACUGUGAUGACCAUCAAGAAGGAGGCACGUUUCGAGCUGCGGGCAUUCCAGGAGGAGAAGAAGCCUUCCAAGCUGUUCGACCCGUGUGAGAAGGAGGUGCGCGUGAAGAAGGUGCGUCCAUCGGAGGAGGUGGCAGAGCUGGAGAGGGAGCGGCUGGAGCUGAUCCGAGGCCAGGCCGUGAAGAAGAACCCUGGCAUGGGCACAAAAUGGUGGAACCCUCCUCAGGAGAAAAGCCUGGAGGAGGAGCUGGAGCCAGACAAACUUGAGUCACACAGGAAGUACGAGGAGAGGAAGCAGCAGCGGAGGUCAGAGUUCACCUGCGGGUCUUCCCAGACGUACGCCCAGUACUCCAUGACCUUUGAGCCCGGCUUUGACCCUGAGUCCAACCGGGACCCGGCAGAGGUUCUCCAGAGCACCAAGGAGGACAUCGUUGUGGAGCAGAUAGACUUCUCCGUCGCCAGGAAGCAGUUCCUCCAGAUAGAACAUGCCAGGCAGCAGCAGGCCGAGAGGUCACAGGUCACAGCCCCGAAGAGAGGUGUGGCACCUCAGCUCUACUCGGCCAAGCCCUUCUCCAGAGCGCCAGACAGCAUCACCCAUGUGGAUAGAUCCUCCAGCUCCGUCACAGUGGGCUACAGUAGUUACCUGGGCUCGCCACUAGAGGCCAACGACGUCACCACCACCACAACUAGAGUCAGGACAGAGGGGAUGUACUACAGCCAGGGAGAGGCCCAGUCCCCCACUACUACCUUGGGACAGGGAGAGGCCCAGUCCCCCACUACUACCUUGGGACAGGGAGAGACCCAGUCCCCCACUACUACCUUGGGAGAGGGAGAGACCAGGAACAGGGGCCCCAAGGAGACCUCGAUGGACAACAGAGAAGGCGAUGGAGACUUCACCUGCGCCCGGGCCGUCAUGACCAUCCUGAAAGAUGAGGGAGACUCUGAGUUGUGUUCCUCAUCCCUGUCCCUGCAGCAUCGUUCCUCCUCCCAAUCCUUCCACUCCCCCAGUGCCUCCCUGUCCUGCCACCCAGAGGAGUGUGACUCCGGGCUGGACGAGCUCUCCCUGCGUUCCCAGGAUACUACUGUCCUGGAGACCCUGUCCAACGACUUCAGCAUGGACAACGUCUCCGACAGCGAUGCGUCCAAUGAGACCAUGUCGGCCUACCUGGGGGAGACGUCUCUAGGGGAGUACUCCUUCCCUUCCACCCCCCAGGCCACCACGCCCGUCAAUGGCAAGAUGGAGGAAGGCACCCUCAGGUCCCCCGGGGAGCGGGGUCGGGGUCCGUCGGAGAAGGAGCUGGAGUACCAUGCAGAACUCCUGGUGCAGAGUGCCAUCCAGCACGCCCUUAUGAACCAGCAGGGCGAAGAGUGGCAGGGGGUCCCCCGCGCCACCCCACAGUCCUUCCCCUACCCCCUCCCAGAGAGGCACCUAGACUUAGACGUCCUGCCGCCAUCCACUGGGAUGCUCUCACCUCCACGCCCAGAGCACCAGUCACCCACACCCCUAGACCACCCUCCAGCACUCCUAGACCUCCACUCACCUCCAUCCCCCCAACUCUGCUCACCCCCAAGCUCACUGCAGCAGUGGCAAACACCUGAUCAGUCCCUCCAGUCACCCCCACCCCAGUACCAAUCAAGUCCAUCACAAACCCCCCAGCAGCAGUCACCACCAGCUCAGUUCCAGUUAAGUCCAACCCAACAUCAGUCUCCUCCCCCAGAGCAGCAGUCCCCCCCAGCCCAGAUUGAGAAACCUACCAACGCCCCCCCUCCACGGAGGUCCUCUUCCGGAGGUCCUAAAAUCCUCGUCCAGUCCGCCCUCAGUCGCUCACUGGCCCUAAACCCAGACCCCGUCCCAGUCCGCACCCCCGUCCACAUCCCUCCUCGCCAUGUAGAGCCCUACCAGCCUCCAGAGCUGUCGCCGACCCCCAGCGAGAAGGACCAGUUCAGUUACUUCUCUAAGUACUCCGAGGCGGCCGAGCUCCGCAGCACAGCAGAAGCCACCAGAACCCAGGAGACGGAGCAGAGCACCGGGCCGUUCAAGCUGCGCUCCCGGAAGCAGAGGACUCUGUCCAUGAUUGAGGAGGAGAUCCGCGCGGCGCAGGAGCGAGAAGAGGAUCUGAAGAAGCAGAGGCAGAGCCUGGGAGCGGUGCGAUCCGGACCGGGCCCCAGAACAAACCAGACAGGGAGGCCCAAGACAAUGCCUAUCAACUCCGCGGACAAGCAGAAGACCAACAGCCUACCCGCCAAACUAAGCCUCUCCGGCAGCCUGCCGCCCACAAAACUCACCAGCAAGACGGCACCAGGUAAGAUUGAGAAGAUUCGUCCUGUGCCUCCUGCUUCCCCCUCCUCGUUUGAGGGUCCUCUGCCCUCGCCUCUCUCGGACCUCGGCAGUGAUGACUCCGGGGGCAGCGGUCGCCCCAAAAACUUCAUGCAGACCCUGAUGGAGGACUACGAGAGUCACAAAGUGAAGCGCCGGGAGAAAGUAGAGGACAACAGCGUGCUGGAGGCCACCCGCGUCACACGCAGGAAAAGCAACAUGGCGCUGAGGUGGGAGGCGGGGCUUUACGCUAAUGAGGAUGGAGAGGAAGAAGAAGAGGAAGAAGAAGAGGAGGAGGAGGAGUAGACAGUCCUCCCUUGUGUUCUGUGACUAUAAGGAAUGUAGGGAUAGAUGGAUAGAGGGAUAGAGAGA
Salvelinus fontinalis (brook trout) is the source of this 4826-nucleotide messenger RNA. RefSeq names its product A-kinase anchor protein 2. The transcript has 12 exons. The record is from RefSeq and is a predicted model, not a curated record. Gene Ontology annotation, biological process: regulation of cell shape. Lineage: Eukaryota; Metazoa; Chordata; Actinopteri; Salmoniformes; Salmonidae. Gene Ontology annotation, cellular component: membrane. The coding region runs from base 138 to 4760 and encodes 1540 amino acids.